AUGGAAUCUCCGUUGAAAAACCUUCAAAAACAUGUUGAAUGUUCGCUAUGCUUGGAUAUUCUUACCAAGCCGAAGACCAUAGCGUGUCUUCACACUUUCUGCUGUCUGUGCUUGAAGAAACACGCGCUUUCGAGUCAGAGAGAUGGUCAGUUUCGCUGCCCCGAGUGCCAAACACAAAUCUGCAUCCCCGAAGGAAACAAUUUCGAUCAGCUACCGACCAGCUCUCAUCACACCAGCCUGCUCAACAUUUUCGCUGUUCAACAAAGCUGCAAUGGACGUGAGGUCAGGUGUGGGAUUUGUGAGAAAAAGAGUGCCGAAUGCACUUACUGUUUUGACUGCGAGAAGCUGAUGUGUAAUGUCUGCUUGAACGCUCACGAGCUGUUUAGAGCUGUUGCGUUAGAAGAACACAAAGUUACCCCAGUCCAACAGUUUAAAGCCGCAGAUUACGAAGCCUUGACAAAGCGAAAGGAUUUUUGUGCGGUGAAGUCCCACGAAGGAGAGGUGAUGAGGUUUUAUUGUCGUGACUGUGAAACUUGUAUUUGUCAAGUGUGUGUCAAUACUGACCACAAAAAUCAUGCGACUGAGUCGCUCGAUAAGGCUGCGGAGGUAGAAAAGGCCAAAAUUUUGGCUGGAACCGAAAAGAUGAAACAAAAGAACUUGCUUUGCAAUAACGUGGUACGGAAGUUUGAGGAAUCAGCUGCUAACUUCGAAACUGACAUUGCCGCUGCUAAACACAAGGUGUCUGAGGCAGCUGAACAAAUGAUCGCUGCUGUUCGCGAACGAGAGCGAGAAAUGAUAACCGCCCUCGAGGACACACGCGUGUCGAGGAAGGAGAAAUUAAAUGCUGCAAAAAAAGAGGCUGAGGAGCUGAGGAAACAGCUCAACCAAGCCGCAGAGUACACCAGUGACUUGGCUCAGAGAAGCUCGAGUGCACACUCUAUGCUAAGAUUUCAAGAGCUUAGCCAAGUUCAACUCCCUGAGCUACCAGUUAGUUCGUUUGUUAGGUUCAUACCGGCGAGUGAACCCGAUGAAUUGAGUUUGGGGUUUAUAAAAACUAGCGAAACAGACGAAGAUGAACAACCGUCAGAGAAUGAGUAG
Messenger RNA from Porites evermanni, 1098 nucleotides. Lineage: Eukaryota; Metazoa; Cnidaria; Anthozoa; Scleractinia; Poritidae. The record is from the annotation of a GenBank genome assembly.